ACCUGAAAAACCAGCUACCGCUUUCAGUCCAGAGAGCUCUGAUAUGGCACGUCGUCUCAACCUCUCUGCCAAGUGCUGAAACCAUCCAAUGCGUUCAACUUCUUCACUUUUCAAUCACACCUGAAGUGAACGUUCACUCAUUCUACCUUUUCAAACUCCUUUCAGACAGGCUUUCCAUUUUGUUUUUGUGUCCCAGCUCUGUUAGCAGGCGUGUGUGCGAGGGAAAGUGAAUGUGGACUAUGCUCACUUCAGUCGAUUAAAGAAGGGGGAGUGGAGGGAUUGAUUCUGCGGAGAGAGAAACCCCACGACAGGGAACUGAUCGUACAGGACAAAUCUAAAGAUGCAAAGGGCGGCCACAACAUCCGUGACCCAAUCCACAAUAACACAGAACACCACAGCCACCACCAAGUCUAGAGAACAAAUCCUCAUGCAAAGUUCAGGAGCCAUGAUAGCGAUAAUCGUCAUUGGUAUAAUCAUCAUUCUCACGUUUUUGCUUAUAGUCCUCAAGACGUACAACAGGAGGACGCAUGCGAAAAGGAUGAUGGCAGGAAGCUCCAGCAAACCACGGAAGAAAGUGUCCACAACUACCACAAAUACAAACAUGGCCAUGAGCAACGUGGGUGCGAACUCAGUCUCUGGAAGCUUUGCGCAGUCUAACGCGUCCUCAGAAAACGGGUUCCGCAUUCCACGGGUCGAACUGGGAAAUGUGGAGCAGAGUAAUGGGGAGCAUUUCAGCACCAACAGUGGCUCAACUAUUGUGACUAUACACGACAUGCCAUCGAUUGAUAACACAUAGCAGAAUGUGCAAAGAUACUAACAAACCAACAUGAACAAAGGACCUAUGGAAGAGGCCCGGGGUCAAAUCUGAGCACACCAUUAACUGUAUAUUCACUGCCCGUUUAGGAUAUGAUUGAACUUUGAGGACUUUAAAGAUUGAAAAGUCCACUUUAAGAGUCUGGGUAUGAUAAUGAAGAACUUGAAGAACAGUAACUACAGACAAGUGUCUUAGCAUUUGAUGGGAUCAUAGGUUUAUUUUUAGGACCCAAUUUGGAGAUGAAAUGUAGGUUAAAACAAUGUAGGUUUCUGCCUUGAUCGAAAAACGUUUUUUUGUUAAAAAUUAAAUUGGUGGAAGCCAGAAUCAGUUUGAGAUGUUAAGGAUUCUACAUUAAUGUAAUAAGUGUAUUAUUACCAGGAUAUUUGCACUCUUAAUAGAAACGGAUUUAAUAUAAGAUUGUUCAAAUACACUGUUUAAAAUACGCUGAAUAUUCAAACUUUACAUUUAUGUACCUUGCAGAGGCUGAUUCAAAGCAGCUUAGAUUGCAUUCAAGGUAUUUUGUUCAUGCAAUUCCUAGAACUCGACAGUGCAAGUGGCAUUUUAGGGCUCAAGACUAGAACGCCAUUGGUGAGAUGGGAAAACAGUGAUCUUCAGAUGUUAUCUUGUAUGUUGUUGGUGGUAAUUAGGCAACAUCUUUAGACAUGACAGUGUUUCCUGCAUUAAACAACUGCGAUGCUUGAUUUAUCAUCAAUUUGUUGGCUUAUCCUUGUUCUUUUCGAGUCAGUUGAAAAGUUUUGAACAUGUUUGUUGUUCGAAUUAGACUCAUCUGUGAAUCAUCUAUUCAUUAUUGAGUUUGCAGCUGAUUACAUCCCUGAAUAAUGAAUAAUGACAAAUUUGAAAUGAAUCGGCAACUACUGUUUGUUUUUAAAGCUACAUAUACAUAUAUACAGUUUUGUCCUAAUAAAAAAAUGAAAAGAUAUUCAAGUAAUAAAUUGUAAGUGAAAAAGAUUGACGAUGACAUUUUAUAUGGCACAUAUAGAAUCAGAAUCACUACAAUGACGGUAUCAAAAGGGAAAUAAACAAUUUUUAUCGGUUCUGUACUUUGCCAGUAAAAAGUAAUCUGAUUUCCAAAUAUGAGUGACAAUCUCUAUGAUUGCAUUUUUCUUUAGUUUGGAGCCCUGUAUUAUAAAUGCUGAAAACUUCAGAUCCAGAUAUUUCCAGAAGUAACCUCAAGAAAAUUUAUUCACAAUCUGCAACAAAACUAAAGUAUUGCAUAAGAAUAAAAGAAAAACAAAGAAGAAAAAUACAGCAGUGCUUGAUUAUAUAAACAUGUAGAAACUUUUUUUUCCUCUGUGAGCAUGGUUAUACCAAGCUCUCUGGCUAAUGUUCUAGUGCAACAUCUUGACAAAAACACUCAGGCACAAGAUAAACUUUUUCUCAAGGAGAUCAACUCACAUUUUGCAUGAGAAGAGAGAUUUACAGCUAUAAAGAAAAGAUGCAAGAACACAUAUUUUAAGUACUGCUCCAAGGCAACCAUAUCAAGAAGAUCAGUCCUUUCAACACAAGUGUCUUCAUUACAACUAUGAUAGUGUCUUGAGUUAUUGUUUAAUAUCAAGUGCAAAAUUAAAUUCAAAGUAAUGGAUACUGGAAGUAAAUGAUUGUUAAAAGCCUUUCUGACAUACAUUAUACUGAUUGUGGAUCUGUCUGGGUCUACAGUGACCAUCUAUUGCUGAAGAAUA
This is a messenger RNA of Pimephales promelas (fathead minnow), 2514 nucleotides long. RefSeq names its product non-compact myelin associated protein (gene ncmap). Gene Ontology annotation, cellular component: Schmidt-Lanterman incisure; plasma membrane; paranode region of axon. Gene Ontology annotation, biological process: regulation of myelination. Gene Ontology annotation, molecular function: structural constituent of myelin sheath. The record is from RefSeq and is a predicted model, not a curated record. Lineage: Eukaryota; Metazoa; Chordata; Actinopteri; Cypriniformes; Leuciscidae.